Messenger RNA from Colletes gigas, 2096 nucleotides. RefSeq names its product lachesin-like. Gene Ontology annotation, biological process: synapse organization. The coding region runs from base 817 to 1641 and encodes 274 amino acids. The transcript has 7 exons. Gene Ontology annotation, cellular component: neuron projection membrane. Lineage: Eukaryota; Metazoa; Arthropoda; Insecta; Hymenoptera; Colletidae. The record is from RefSeq and is a predicted model, not a curated record.
ACACGAGUUUUAUCGCGCUCUUCUACGACGUUCGCGCUCGUCAAAGAUAGACUGGAGGCGCUCGGCUCUUAUUCUCGUUGCACGUCCUACGAAUCACGGAAAUUAAAUCACCGUCGAAACGAACGUCACGACCCUCGAAUUGGUUUGGUUAGGAAGAUCGUGUCGCCGUCGGGUUUCGAAGGACGAUAUUGCUCAUAGUUCGAUUUGCAUAAUAGAACGGUUAAGAAGAGAAACGAGACACUAGGUCUGGAUAUUUCUUUGUUCCACGAAACCCUUUGUUUUUCUUUUUUUUUUUUUUUUUUCUUCAACGUGCACGGACAGAUCGAACGAUCGAACGUACCAUUGGUCAAUUAACCAGUAGCAAAGGGAAUGUUAUAGCGGGAACAUGAGUGGAACGUAUCGAGGAAGCGAGAACUAUGGGAGAGGAGAAGUAUCGGGGACGAUUUCUAUGCAUGCCGACGCAUAAAUUGCGAAUACCAGUGACAUAAUGGCGACAUCGAGUGAAAAAGCCAAGGAAAAUCGGAUGCUAUUGAUUCGUUCGAUACUUUCUACCCGCGAUUUUGAUUCCGCGCCUUUGUCCCGAGAUGCGAUAUAGAACACUCGCUUCUGGAUUAUUGCGCCGCGGUAGGUGGAGAUUAACGAAGCGCGGAAGAGAUAAUUCGCAAAUAAUUGACAAGUGAAAGUCCGUAGAAGAGCCGGCGACGCGAGAAUCCUAUUGUCGUGGAUACACGGGGAACACAGUGGUGCAUCUACGAAAGCGCGAGGGAUAUAUAUCGAACAACAUCGUGGAUCGACUAUGAGAGAGAAAAACAAAAAAUGAAGGGUGUACUUUUUGCCCUGAGUCUGUUGUUUUCAGUGCAAGGACUCGCCCGGGGUACGUCUGAUCACGGAAUGUACGAGAACCGUGCACUGGAGCCGCUCGAUCGUGGACCGUACUUCGACGUUUCGGCGUCGAACAACGUCACCGCGUUGGUUGGCAAGACGGCCACCUUAAACUGCCGUGUUCGGAAUCUGGGCGAUCGUACGGUGUCCUGGGUGAGGCACAGGGACAUUCAUCUUUUGACCGUCGGCGUCGAAACUUACACCUCCGACCAAAGAUUCGUGGCAUCGCAUUUUCCACGAACGGAGGAUUGGACGCUUCAAGUGAAAUACCCGCAGCGACGUGAUUCCGGGACCUACGAGUGUCAAGUGUCAACGACACCGCCGAUCGGUCAUUCCAUGCAUCUCUCGGUCGUCGAGCCGGUGACGUCGAUCGUCGGCGAGCCGGAAAUGUUCAUAAAUAAAGGCAGCACGAUGAACCUAACCUGCGUGGUGCGUCACAGCCCCGAACCACCGACGGCCAUUUACUGGACCCACGAUCGCGAGGUGAUCAACUACGACAGUCUCAGGGGCGGCGUAUCGGUGAUCACGGAGAAGGGGGAAGUUACAACCUCGUAUCUUCUGGUGCAGCGUGCCCAGACUGCAGAUAGCGGCCAGUAUACCUGCCAUCCUAGCAAUGCUAAUACAAAGACUGUCUUGGUGCACGUUCUUAACGGGGAACAUCCAGCGGCCAUGCAACACGGUGGUCAACUGAGGCUGGCGAACCUGCCCUUCGUAAUGAUCUCGACGACUCUGCUGGCUUUUCUGAACCAUCGUUAUUGAACGAACGCUCCGCGGGAUCACCAAUACACUCAUCUUAGACAUUCAUCGAUUAAAUUACAUCGUCACGGGGUAGCAGCUUUCCAAAGAACCGAUUAGCCGACGAGGGAAUCGCGUGUGUGGCAAACGAGAAGUCACGCUCGUCGCGAUAUGUACGCGCGAACGGCGUUGUCGCAGAAAAGAAAGACACCGGUGAAAAAUGGGACGGCAAAGUGAUCCUUACUGCGUCGUAGUUCGAAGGAAUAUAUAUAUAUACACACAUAUAUAUAUAUAUAUAUAUAUAUAUAGGUAACGAGGAUCCGCGAAGAAGAAGAAAGAGUAUAAAAAACGUAACGGUGGAAUUGGACCAGACUGCGGCACGAUCGAGUGCUGAAUGUAUUAUAAGAAAAGUAGUCUGUUGUAACGAAUAAAAUAAGAGAUAACGUUGUACAGGGUGUUCCACGAUUGAACGAUCAAAC